Molecule: messenger RNA, 738 nt
Organism: Penicillium subrubescens
Lineage: Eukaryota; Fungi; Ascomycota; Eurotiomycetes; Eurotiales; Aspergillaceae
Product: acetoacetate decarboxylase family protein
Exons: 1
Coding region: 1-738 (245 amino acids)
Molecular function (GO): lyase activity
Source: RefSeq, a predicted model, not a curated record
AUGCCAUUUGGCUCGCUCCCAGUAUCCAAUACGCCCAUUCCACAAUACGCUCCUCCGUAUCCUGUGGAUGGCAGCGACUAUACAAGCGAAGCUGUUCUCACUGUUACUUAUCAAACAUCGUUGCAAUGUGUGCGCCAUCUCGUGCCGGACAUGCUAGAACUUGAGGACGAGCCACAAGUAUCAGUAAUGGUUUUGCAGCACAGCAUGACCUCAUUCGGUCCAUACAAUGAGUAUGUCCACUUAGUCGAAGUCAAAUACAACGGCGACACGUUUGACUACUUCCUUUCCCUCAUCCUUGACAAUGACUCGCCAAUUUGCUGCGGCCGCGAGCAAUUCGGCUUCCCUAAGAAAUUGGGGAACGUGGCAUUAUCUUUGAAAACUGGAUCGGCGGUCGUUCACGGCUACGUGGAGAGACCUGCAGGUCAAAAGAUUGUUGAAGUUGGUUUCCAGCCCGAACAGAAAUUGAAGGGCACGGUUGAGAGAACGAUCCAGGGGUUAAAUUUGCGAGUUAUCCCCUCGGUGGUUUCGAAUCAGAGCCCGUCCGUCAAGGAAUUAGUUCCAGUUGACAUCAGUAUAGAGGCAAGCGAGGUUUGGCAAGGCUCUGGUUCUGUCUGCUUCCCAGAGCCAUCAAGGUUCGAUCCGAUGCAUGAAGUCAAAGUUGUUCGAUACGGAAUGGCGACCCUUUCACGGAAUGCAUCCCUUGCGAUCCGCCGGCCUACAAAAGUGUUCCAGCUAUAG